CCUCUCACCGUGAGUGUUGGUCUCUCGCCCUUUCUCUCUCCCACUGUGAGUCAGUCUGGUUUCCAUUCGUCGUCCGUCUGGAAUGAACUGAAGAGAAGGAGGAGAAAAACAAAGCUGAAAACAGAGGAAAACGAGUCAGAAGGGUGAAGAGGGAGAAAAGAGGAGGAAGAGGUGAAACGAGAAGAAAAGCAGCAUCAGAAGAACCUGACAGCUAUCAAUCUUCUAAGCUGGACCAAUAAAGAGGCAGGGUGGACACAAGAUGGAUGGGUGACGGACAAUUGGAGCACUGCUGCUGCAGGAUCAGAAGCUUCAUGGCAACCAUGGCAAUCAUCCCAGGAAGGACAGAAAGUAGUAAUCUGCUGCACUUCCUGUUAGGUGUGUUCCUGCUUUACACUGAAGGGGGCAUAUCCCUGGAGCUGCUGCCAUCGACUUCGAAGGUUCUGCUCCAAUCAAACUCCAGCUACACUGUGUUAUGUUCGGGGUGGAGUCAGGUGAUGUGGCAGUUACCUCAAGACUUGCAGCUGGAUGGCGUUUUCGUGGACAACCAGGGCUCCAGCAGCACUUUGCAGCUUGUUAACGCCACCUGGAGGAAUUCUGGCCGGUACACCUGUGAGGAGACACAGGAGGAUCAGAGCAGACACGUUGAUGUCUUCAUUCCAGGACAAGGACCAGAUGAGUGGUUUGUCCCGCUUGGUCCAGGUGUAGUGAUGAAGGAGGCAGAGGAAGACACCAUCCCCUGCGUGGUGUCUGACCCCAAGCUCAGUGUGUCUCUGUACGAACGCCCUGACAGAACAGCGGUUGCUGGGAUGACAUAUGAACCAGCACGUGGCUUCACAGGUCGCCUCAAUGACACCUCAUAUGUGUGUGUGGCUGAGCAAGGAGCUCAGGAGAGAGAAUCCCAGGUGUACUACGUCUACAGCAUCAUAGUGCCUAAGGUGAUGGAUGUGGACCUGUCUGCAUCCAGUAGCGUGUUGAAGCAAGGGGAGGUUCUCACCAUUAACUGCACUGCCAAAGACAUGGACAUGGUCUACUUCAGCUGGGAUUUCCCUCGCAGAAAGGAAAUAGAACCUGUGAUGGACUUCCUGCCCAAUCAGAUCCGCUCGUUUGUUAACAUCACUGAAGCAACAAUGGCAGAUUCAGGUGUGUACAUUUGUAUGGUGCAGGAGACAUCGCAGGGACGAAGGGUGAAAAAAAACAUCACAGUGACGGUGUUGGAGCGAGGGUACGUCUACGCAAUGCCCUUAGGUGACACCAACUUAUCCACUCUACUUCAUUACACGGUUGAGUUCAGCGUGGAGGUUGACGCCCACCCAGCCCCGACUGUCCAAUGGAUGAGAAACAACCAAACCAUUGCUCCGGAAACCACUUCCAACAAAACAAUUCACAUGACAGGCAGCAGGUACAUGAGCACACUGACGCUGGUUGGAGUGCAAAUGAAUCAAACAGGAACUUACAUGGCAACUGCUUCCAACGAAGAUGAUGCUGAUGAAGUUAUCUUCCACCUGGAGGUCCAAGUUCCUCCAAAAAUCACAUCUCUGUCAGAAGUUGGCAGUAACAGCAUUUUGUGUGUCAGCGAGGGAGUUCCACCCCCCUCAGUCACCUGGUACACCUGCCACGGCCUCGACAGGUGUACUGAUUUGAGUGGCAACUGGACGAACCUAUCAGCAGCCUCGGAGGGUGUGGCUCUUCAGGAUAACAUCACUGAGGGGAUGGAGGGGGGCGUUACCAAGGUACGGAGCGUUUUGACUCUGAAGAGUCUCAGCUCUGUGUCAGCUGUUCGCUGUAAAGCUCAAAACUCAGCAGGAGGACGAAUCAGAGAGCUACGAGUACUAUCCACCUCUCUCCUGUCUCAGGUUGCGGUUUUGGCAGCAGUUCUGGCUCUGGUUGUCAUAGCCUUGAUCUUCCUCAUCAUCCUCAUUGUCCUCUGGAGAAAGAAACCCCGUUGUGAAGGUCGCUGGAAAGUAAUUGAGUCUGUGAGUCCUGACGGACAGGGUUACAUCUACAUGGACCCAGCAGACCUGCCAUACAACCUGUCCUGGGAGAUUCCCCGAGACCACAUUGUACUAGGUCAGGUGCUGGGCUCGGGUGCUUUUGGGCGUGUUGUCGAGGCGACCGUCUCCGGUCUGACUCACACUCACUCCACAACCAAAGCAGCCGUGAAGAUGGUCAAAGCCAGAAGUGAUACGGUUCAGUCUCUGAUGUCGGAGUUGAAGGUUAUGGUUCACCUCGGCCCUCACCUGAAUGUCGUCAAUCUCCUAGGAGCUUGCACGACAGGAGGUCCCUUAUACCUGAUCACUGAGUUCUGUCGCCAUGGAGACCUGGUGAGCUACCUGCAGAGGAACAAACAAAGCUUUCUACAGGGUGACGCCCCCACCAGGAGCGACGGCGAUGGCGGCUACAUGGACAUGAACAAAGACAAUGGUGGUCAGUAUGUCGCCAUGAAGGAGCUCAGCGACACCCCCAUCGAAGCCACAGUGUAUGAGGUGCCGCACACGCUGCCAGACCAGCAGGAGGCCACACCACUCCUCCUCAGCAACUCUCCUGUCCUCAUCCUCAACGACCUCAUCAGCUUCUCCUUCCAGAUCUGUGAGGCAAUGGACUUCCUGUCCUCCAGAAUGUGUGUCAACAGAGACCUGGCAGCUCGGAACGUUCUGGUGUCUGAAGGGAAGCUCGUGAAGAUCUGUGACUUCGGUCUGGCCAGAGACUUGAACAAGAACCAAGACUACAUCACCAGAGGACAUAGUUUUCUGCCGCUGAAGUGGAUGUCACCAGAGAGCAUCUUUCAGAACAUCUACAGCUCGCAGAGUGGCGUCUGGUCCUACGGGGUCUUACUAUGGGAGAUCUUCUCUCUGGGCUCAAGCCCGUACCCGGACCUCCCAAUGAACAGAGAGUUCUACUCCGCUCUAAAGACUGGAUACCGGAUGGACCGUCCAGAACACGCUCCCACUGACAUACACGAUCUAAUGCAGCAGUGCUGGGAGGAGGAGCCUCAGUCUAGGCCUUCUUUCUCCUCAUUGGGUGUCUCCGUGGGCAACAUGCUGACUGACGACUACAAGCAGCGGUAUCUGCAGAUAAAAGAAGACUUCCUAAAAGGAGAAAAUCCAGCUGUGGUUCGGUUCAGAAGGACAUCAUCCAGAAGUGAUGAAGCUGAGAUGAACAUACAGGGAAGUCCCACUCCUGAGGUAACAGUUCACCUUUUGGAGGUGGAGCCAGUAGAAGCAGGUUCCUCCCACGGCUCAUGCAUCAUUCCUGUAACUGACAUCACGGUAGAGAGUGGUGGCGACGCUGCGCUGGACGCAGUCAGCCCUCAGAUCCUGGAGUGUCAGGGACAACCAGGAGCACACGAGGUGAUAUCAUCAGAGGAGGCUCCUGCAUCAUCCUGCAGCCGUGAGGAAGAGGAGGAGAGCUGCCUGUGAAGGCUUCUUGUUCCUGACAGACGGCUGCCGGGUUUAUUGUCUUAUCCCAGAGUAGCAAACAAUUUUGCACUUGGCUCUUGGGACUGACUGUAAGGCUGGAGGACUAUGCGCUUGUCCAUAUUUCUACAUGUAAACCUUCAGUUUAAAUCAGGAGCUGAAUCAGCUGAGCGGAGGAUCCUGGAUCAGAUGUAUAGCCUGUUUUAGCCCUCAUCUACUCUGUAUUAGUCUGAAAUGUAUCAGCGCUAAUUUGUCAGAACUCCUGCCUUUAUUAAAAAAUAUAUUCA
This is a messenger RNA of Cololabis saira (Pacific saury), 3700 nucleotides long. Its product is annotated as platelet-derived growth factor receptor beta-like. Gene Ontology annotation, biological process: positive regulation of smooth muscle cell migration; protein phosphorylation; cell chemotaxis. Gene Ontology annotation, molecular function: platelet-derived growth factor binding; platelet-derived growth factor beta-receptor activity; ATP binding. The transcript is spliced from 28 exons. The coding region runs from base 264 to 3416 and encodes 1050 amino acids. NCBI's taxonomy places the organism in Eukaryota, Metazoa, Chordata, Actinopteri, Beloniformes, Belonidae. Gene Ontology annotation, cellular component: signaling receptor complex. The record is from RefSeq and is a predicted model, not a curated record.